Ceratitis capitata (Mediterranean fruit fly) is the source of this 3817-nucleotide messenger RNA. It is a transcript of the gene SMC2, whose product is annotated as structural maintenance of chromosomes protein 2. The record is from RefSeq and is a predicted model, not a curated record. Gene Ontology annotation, molecular function: ATP hydrolysis activity; protein binding; ATP binding. Gene Ontology annotation, cellular component: chromosome. NCBI's taxonomy places the organism in Eukaryota, Metazoa, Arthropoda, Insecta, Diptera, Tephritidae. The transcript is spliced from 8 exons. Bases 262 to 3804 code for a protein of 1180 amino acids. Gene Ontology annotation, biological process: chromosome organization.
AUGUGCAUAAAUCAUUUUUUUUUUUGAAAGUUCCUGCAAAUGGCAACACUGGCCAACGGUUGUUUGAUAGAAGAGGAAGAACAAAAACGAGAAAGUCUUCUGCUUGUUAUUACUUUAUAAUUUGUUUGGGAAAUCAAUUAUUAAUUGGGUAUUUCAUUAUAAAUUGUCAUUGGAGCAGUAAAAACCAAGAAAAAUAAUUGUUUGGGGCUGGAGCGUUGAAAUUCACUACAUACAUUUAAGGAUUACUGAGUGUAUGAGGAAAUGUAUAUUAAAUCUGUUAUAAUUGAUGGCUUCAAGUCCUAUGGACGACGUACAGAAAUUCAUGGCUUUGAUAGUGAAUUUACCGCGAUCACCGGAUUGAAUGGCACCGGCAAAUCAAAUAUACUCGAUUCAAUAUGCUUCGUACUUGGUAUUAUGAAUUUGGGUCAGGUGCGUGCCGCUUCGCUACAAGAUCUCGUCUAUAAAAGUGGACAGGCGGGUGUUACAAAGGCUACCGUUACAUUAAUUUUCGAUAACUCGGAUCCAAAUCAAUGUCCAUUGGGUUAUGAAAAAUGUCGUGAAAUCUCAGUUACACGACAAAUUGUUGUUGGCGGCAAAAAUAAGUAUCUAAUCAAUGGCAAGCUAGUACAGAAUAAGAAAGUGUCAGAUUUCUUUUGCUCUGUACAAUUAAAUGUGAAUAAUCCUAAUUUUUUGAUUAUGCAAGGUCGUAUUACUAAAGUAUUGAACAUGAAACCACAAGAAAUAUUAUCAAUGAUCGAGGAGGCUGCUGGCACUAGUAUGUAUGAGACAAAACGAGAAGCGACUACCAAACUUAUUGAGAAAAAGGACGCUAAAGUGCGCGAAACAAAUACACUGCUGCAAGAGGAAGUUGAACCCAAAUUGGAAAAGUUGCGACAGGAACGUUCAGCUUAUUUGGAGUUUCAAAAAAUUUGCCGUGAUAUUGAAUACCUAACGCGCAUACACAUAUCAUUUCGCUAUCUUAAACAGAAAGAGGCUUUACGCUCUAUUGAAACACAAAUAGAAAAGUUAACGAAUCGUAUUGAAACAUGUAAAAAUACAAUAAAAGAUAAUAAUAGUGAGAUGGAUAGUAUUGAUGAAUCAGCCAAAAAAGUGCAAGAACAAAUUGAUAACGGUAGUGGUGGUGCACUAAAAGAAGUUGAAGAACAGCUAACACAACAAGUAGUGGAGGAAGGUAAGAUGGCGGGUAGUUUGAAAUCGGUGCAAACCGGCAUCGAUCAGGAACAAAAGAAGCUACGUACUUUGGAGAAAAAUAUCACUGAAGAUGAGAAAGCACUAAAGCUAAAAGAGGCACAAAUGUCUAAGGUACACGAUCUCUUUCAAAGUCUCAAAGAGGCAGAUGAGCGUGACGCCCAAGCGUAUGAUGCGGCACAGAGAAAAUUCGAAGCUGUUACACAGGGUCUAUCUGUAGAUGAGGAAGGUCAAUCUUGCUCGCUGCAAGAUCAAUUGAUUACUGCAAAACAACAACUCAGUCAAGCUGAGACUACGCUGAAAACCUCCAGCAUGGAAUUAACACAUUGUCGUAAUGUUUUAAAGCAACGUGAAAACGACAAACACUCCAAGGACACAAUAUAUGCCAAGGAUCAACAACUCUGUGAACAGCUCGAACGAGAAAUCAAAGGUUUGGAACAGAAAAUGUCAUCUAUUGACUAUGAAGAUGGCAGUUAUGAGGCACUGCAAGAGCGUAAACAGGUGCUACAGCAUGAAAUACGCGAUUUAAAUCAACAAUUGGAUCGGCGCAAUGCCUACCGUUAUGAGCUACAAUAUCGGGAUCCCGAACCGAAUUUCGAUCGCUCAAAAAUGCGUGGCAUGGUAGGCAAACUAUUUAAUGUACGCGAUGAAAAGAAUAAUCUUGCUCUAAUGAUGACGGCUGGUGGUAGCUUAUACAGCUAUGUGGCCGAUGAUGAUAUGACCAGUAAAAAAAUAUUACAAAAAGGUCAACUACAACAUCGUGUAACAAUUAUACCAAUCAAUAAAAUCACCUCACAUCCUAUUGAUCAGAGUGUAAUUGAUUUCGCGCAAAGCUUGGUGGGCAAAGAAAAUGUACAAUCUGCCUUAUCACUAAUCGAAUACGAUCGUUAUUUCGAUCCCGUUAUGAAAUUUGUAUUUGGACACACAUUGGUUUGUCGUGAUUUGAAUAUUGCUAAGCAGGUUACAUAUCAUCGCAACAUACACUCACGCUCAGUCACACUGGAAGGUGAUGUUGUUGAUCCACAAGGUACACUCUCGGGUGGCUCACGACCUAAAGGCAGCAACGUUUUGGCUGAAUUAGCGGAGAUUAAAAGGUUGGAACGAGAAAUUGCUAUGCGCAAAAAGGAGUUGUAUAAUAUUGAGCAGAAAUUACGUAUUACAACUGAAACAGCACGCAAUUACAAUCGUAUCAAGGAACAGUUGGAACUACGCCAGCACGAGCUGAACGCCUGCAAACAACGCUUGGCACAAAGUACAUUCCAACAACAUCAAGAGGAAAUCAAAUCACUACAACAACAGAUCGAAACACUCGAAGGUGACCUCAACAAAGCGCGAGAGACACAGAAAAAUACGCGGGGUAAAAUUAAGGAUAUCGAGGCUAAGCUAGCCGAUGCUAAGGGCUUCCGUGAGCGUGAAUUAAAGGCAGCCAGUGAAGCAAUGAAACAGGCGAAGAAGAAAUCGGAAGAAUCACGUAACAAUUGGAAAAAACGCGAACAAGAAUUCGAAACGCUGCAAUUGGAAAUAGAGGAAUUGAAGAAGAGUAUUGAGAAGACCACAGAGCAGCGUGAUAAUAUGAAGGAGAAUAUAAAUAAAAUGGAAACGAAUCUCGAAGAGCUACGCGCAAACAGUUCAGGCAUUGCAACGGUUGUGGCAAAUCUAAAACGACGCAUUAAAGAGCAGAAAGAUAAAAUAAAUUCACAGAAUAAAGAAUUAAAGAAUCUGUUAACUAAAAAAGAGAAGUUAACUAAAAACAACCAGGACUUAACAUUGGAAAUCAAGAAAAAGGAGAAUGAGGUGAAUAAAGUGCGUAACGAUAGUAAAGACUCGUUUCGCAAAAUCGAAACACUCGAAGAGAAAUAUCCCUGGAUUUUGGAGGAUCGUGAUUUCUUCGGCACGAAAAACACACGUUACGACUACUCCAAAGAAGACCCCAUCGAAGCGGGCCAAAAGCUCACCGUAAUGCGUGAGCAAAAAGAUAAAAUGGAGCGUCAUAUCAAUCUACGCGCCAUGAUACUCUUAGAUCGCGAAGAGGAACAAUAUCAAGAGACAAUGCGUCGUAAAAAGAUCGUUGAGCAGGAUAAGGAAAAGAUAAAACAUAUAAUAUCCAAAAUGGAUGAGAAGAAACGUGAAAAGGUGGAAAAAGCAUGGAAAGUUGUCGAUGAGAAUUUCAGCAGCAUAUUCAGCACACUUCUACAAGGUGCGCAGGCGCGUCUCAAUCCAGUCAAACAAUCGGGUCAACUCUUCGGUUUGGAGAUCAACGUCGGCUUCAAUGGUGUUUGGAAGGAAUCCCUAAACGAAUUGUCGGGUGGACAACGUUCUUUGGUUGCGCUAUCGCUCGUCUUGGCUAUGCUUAAAUUUUCACCUGCGCCGCUCUACAUUCUAGACGAAGUGGAUGCUGCGCUAGAUAUGUCACAUACACAAAAUAUCGGCAACAUGUUGAAGGCGCACUUCACGGGCUCACAGUUUAUAAUCGUCUCGUUAAAGGACGGUAUGUUUAACAAUGCGAAUGUGCUGUUCCGCACCAAAUUCGAAGAGGGCGUGUCUGCGGUGACACGUACGGUCAAUGCAAAGUUGGCACAACGUGGACGUAGAUAAAUAAAAAAAAAAA